AUGUGUGCAAAAUCGUCACCUCACAUUGUGAUGGGGUGUUUUAAAGUCAAUGUUGGGGAGGAUAAAGUGACUGAGGUACUAAGUAAGUAUGUUGAGGUUGCUUCUGUCGAUAUCAGGUGCGAUACCGCAAAUGGAAAGUCCCUUGGUGUUGCUAUAGUUACGUUGAAGAACUCAAAAGACCUUCAAAGCGUUCUGAAAGUGUUGAACGAGACUAAGGACUUGUUUCCACCGGAGAUGAUGAAGGAAAAGACUUUCUUCCAAGAAUGGUCUCCACAACGGGAAACAGAAUUGAUUGUUGAUUAUGGUGAUUUCUCACGUUCUUCUUCCAAAAUUCAAUACUCCUCAUUACUUAAAAUGAAAGUCGUGGUCGUGAGAAAGAUAAGGGAAAAGAUCAUGAUAGGGAUGAUGACAGAGACAGAAAAAGAAGAUCUCGUUCGAAAUCUCACUCCCGUUCAAGGUCUCGGUCUAAAUAUCACCAUGAACAUACCAAAGAUAGGUUUGACAGAAGAGGAAACCGCGACAAAAGAAGUCGUAGCUCAAGCCGAGAAAGAAGAAGACGAAGUAACUCCAGAGAAAGGAGAAGAGAUCGCAGCGAUUCUCGUGGCAGACGUCGAGACACCAAAGACAAAGAGAAGAACUCGAGCCGCCCCAAGAAAUGAUUGA
Entamoeba invadens IP1 is the source of this 663-nucleotide messenger RNA. RefSeq lists its product as hypothetical. The transcript is spliced from 3 exons. The record is from RefSeq and is a predicted model, not a curated record. Gene Ontology annotation, molecular function: RNA binding. Lineage: Eukaryota; Evosea; Mastigamoebida; Endamoebidae. Bases 1 to 663 code for a protein of 220 amino acids.